This is a messenger RNA of Aspergillus calidoustus, 552 nucleotides long. The record is from the annotation of a GenBank genome assembly. NCBI's taxonomy places the organism in Eukaryota, Fungi, Ascomycota, Eurotiomycetes, Eurotiales, Aspergillaceae.
AUGAACCACAACAUGGUAUGGCGGACACGCCCAUCAUUGUUUUACACAGGAAUCAGGCUGUGCAGCUCGUCGACUACGCAGCAUGGCCUUCUACUACCGGCUCCGGCAGCCAAAGGCUCACCACUGGCGGUCCUGCCAACCAAGAGCCUGAUCUACUCGGUGCUGUUUACAUCAGUGAUCUCGUCGCCGCUUCUGAAGCCCGCCUUGGGACUGCUGAAGUACGUGAUUGACUCCAAGUCCUCGGUCAUUCACCCGUCGAAGAACCCGGUCAUGCGCUAUUUUUUGCGAAAGACGAUAUAUAAUCACUUUUGCGCCGGCGAAAACGAGAUUGAGGUCCGUCGUUCGGUCGAGAAAAUGAAGGCUCUUGGUUUCAAAGGUGUGAUCCUAGGAUAUGCUCGGGAAUCUGUGGCGAACAUGGACGAUGCCAAACACUUGCCUGCCUCGUCGAACGCCAAGCAAGAAGUUUGGGACCGUGCCGUCGAUGAGUGGAAAGACGGCAACCUUCGUACUCUUAAGAUGAUUGGCCAAGGCGACUACAUGAACGUCAAGUGA